AUGGACUUCUUCGCCUUCCCCCGCGAGAUCCAACAGGACAUCCUACGGAUGAUGGACUUCCAAAGUCUCCACUAUAUCGGGCGCUGCAGCAAGGCCAGCUGGAAACUUGCUGAAGAAGUCCCUGGCAAAAUUUGGGACGGCGCUCUGAUGUGGGAUGGCAGUCUCAAGUAUACCGGGAUCUCAUUCGGAACUCACCGACGGCACCCGAUGCCUCAGAGCACGCAUAAGAUGCUCUUUGCAAAUUCAACCGUUCAUCAGUUGUUACUCCAAAGAGAGGGUCAACCGAUUUCAAACCUUAAAGCUAUCAAUUUGAGCAUUACCUACAGCGAUCGAAAUAUUAUCGAAGUAAUCCAAAGCUACGCGCCUAUCACCGGAAAAUAUCGUCAAGUUGAGCUAUCAAAUGUUUGGCCAACGCCGGAACUUUAUUCUUGGUUGAACGGCUCGAACUGCUCGGAGCUUGAGAUUAGGACCCACUUUGAAAUCCCGCUUUUCGAUUACCUACAGGUCAAACAUCCGCGAGUGCUUUUCCGUCCAGAUCCGAACAGCACCGAUGGGCUUUGUGGCUUUGCAAAAAGGAUCAUAUGCAAAUGGCUCACAGGAGAGCGAGAAAUUGAAGACGUUCAAAUUUUGAGCUACCACUGCUCGGACCUAAAUGACGAGUGGCUAGAGAACCUCGACUUGUUCUGGGCCGGGAAGAAGCCGAGGUAUCGUCGAAGUGAUGGAGGUGAUGAAGGGCAGGAAGAUGAUGUCUACGGGAUUGAACCCUGUGAUGGCGAAUGGCUUUGGAUGCGCUAUGUGCCUGGUGAGAUGCGCCCUGGGUUUAUCCGCGACUUGGAAAUUUUCCUACGCACUAAUAUCCCU
Messenger RNA from Mesorhabditis spiculigera, 861 nucleotides. Lineage: Eukaryota; Metazoa; Nematoda; Chromadorea; Rhabditida; Rhabditidae. The record is from the annotation of a GenBank genome assembly.